AUGCGCAAAAAACUUUCCGAGGAGGAAGAGUGGCUUUUGUUUUCCGACGCAAAUGGCAAGAUGUUUCUGCAGUUGAUAAGAGAAGCAUUCAUAGAAGAUGCACCGGGCCCUUCUUUAGUCUCGCAGCUGCAUUCUCUGCGGCCCAUCAUCUUUGAAAGGGUGAGGUGUCUCUAUAAAAGAGCAGUGGGCAUUCUGGAAGAGGGAGCACUCCUUCUUCUCCUCAUAGCUCUGCGAGAAAGGGAGUGUGCUGAAAGAGAAAUUCUUCUCUGCAAAAACAUAGAGCAGAUGGGAAAGGAUGAGCCCUCUUUUGUAUACGAAUGCAUUUUGGAAGAAAGAAAAAAGCUGCCGUCUGAGGGAUGGGUGUACUAUGCAGUGAAAGAUAUUGCUGGAAAUAGGGCAAAAGAAGCAAAGAGAGCGUCAAAACUACUGCGCUCUGCGCUGUGGGAGGACAUAAAAGAAUUCGGUCCUUUUUGGAACAGCAUGUUCGGGUACGAAUUUACUCCAGCUCUCUGA
Messenger RNA from Nematocida minor, 513 nucleotides. RefSeq lists its product as uncharacterized. The transcript has a single exon. The record is from RefSeq and is a predicted model, not a curated record. Bases 1 to 513 code for a protein of 170 amino acids. NCBI's taxonomy places the organism in Eukaryota, Fungi, Microsporidia.